Molecule: messenger RNA, 399 nt
Organism: Closterium sp. NIES-65
Lineage: Eukaryota; Viridiplantae; Streptophyta; Zygnematophyceae; Desmidiales; Closteriaceae
Source: the annotation of a GenBank genome assembly
AUGGAACGUUCUUCUUUCCUCACCACCGCAUCCCCCAAUCCCCGUUGCAGCGUCCUGCCAGCCUGGUCCAACCUCUGGCUGCAGGCAGCCAUCACCCUCUCCAUGUCCUCCACUUCCUCAUCCUCUACGUCCCAGCCCUCGCUGUCCUCUUCUCUGAGAGUUCAUUCGCGCCUCUUCCUCAUGUUGACGUCAUCCUUGCCCUCACUGUUUCUCUUCUUUGUCGGCCCUCUCUCCUGGCCUGAGUGGCGCGCAGUGCUGCUCUUCUCCUUCCCUGUGAUAAUCGUCAUCAUCGUGGACGAGAUUCUCAAGAUCUUUUCAAGAAACAUGUCAGGUGGGGCGUCAGGUAUCAGGUGGUGUGUCAGGUGUGGUGUAAGGCGUCAGGUGAGGGAUCAGUACUAG